Messenger RNA from Corythoichthys intestinalis (scribbled pipefish), 7664 nucleotides. RefSeq names its product caskin-1-like. The coding region runs from base 271 to 4368 and encodes 1365 amino acids. Gene Ontology annotation, molecular function: protein binding. Lineage: Eukaryota; Metazoa; Chordata; Actinopteri; Syngnathiformes; Syngnathidae. The record is from RefSeq and is a predicted model, not a curated record. The transcript has 22 exons.
CAAGUGAAGGAGGAGGAGGGCGCUCGAGAGCUCUACCGCGUCCAGCCGGUGAAAUCCACGCACACAUUCACACGCGGGUGGAAUUGUCAAAACGCUCAUAGUGGGGGCACGCAGACGCGGACUGGAACCGGCGGCGGCGGGGGACGCAAUCGGAAGCAUCCCUAUCCCCCGGGCUGCAUCUCGCUGCUCCAAGAGGGAGGCCCCGGGCGGCGACGGGAUGUAGCAGCGGAUUAACGGCCGAGGAGAGCGGCGGGACGCGGAGGGAAGGACAUGGGGAAGGACCAGGAGCUGCUCCAGGCCGUCAAGACCGAGGACUUGCUGACAGUUCAGCGGCUCCUGCAGAGACCUCGGCCCGGGAAAGCCAAGCUCCUUGGAGCAGCCAAGCGGGUGAACGUCAACAUCCAGGAUGCAGAUGGGUUGUCGCCUCUGCAUCACGCCGCUCUGAGUGGCAACAAGGAGAUGAUCGCGUUGCUGCUGGAGGCUCAGGCAGCAGUGGACAUUAAAGACAAUAAAGGCAUGCGCCCUCUGCAUUACGCCGCCUGGCAGGGCAAGACGGAACCAUUAAAAAUGCUGCUGAAGGCGGGCUCGUCUGUCAACGGACAGUCGGACGAAGGACAGAUCCCGCUCCACCUGUCUGCUCAGCAUGGACACUACGACGGGUCUGAAAUGUUGCUGCAACACCAGUCCAACACAUGUAUCUCAGACAUGGCGGGAAAGACGCCGCUGGACCUCGCUUGUGAAUUUGGACGUGUCGCGGUGGUUCAGCUCCUCCUCAGCAGCAACAUGUGCGCCGCCAUGCUGGAGCCCAAACCCUCCGACCCCAAUGGGGUCUCGCCCCUCCAUCUGGCUGCCAAGAACGGACACAUGGACGUAAUAAGGUUGCUGAUUCAGGCUGGCAUUGACAUCAACAGGCAGUCCGAGUCUGGUACAGCUCUACAUCAGGCCGCCCUCUGUGGGAAAACGGAGGUAGUGCGACUCCUGCUUGAAAGUGGCAUAAGUGCUGGAGUGAGGAACACGCUGAGUCAGACAGCACUGGACAUCGUGAACCAGUUCACCACCACGCAGGCUAGCCGUGAGAUCAAACAACUCCUCAGAGACGCGUCAGCCGCCAUGCAGGUGCGAGCGCUGAAGGAUUACUGCAACAACUACGACCUCACCAGCCUCAACAUCAAAGCUGGAGACAUUAUCACGGUUUUAGAGCAGCACUCCGACGGUCGGUGGAAAGGUUGCAUUCACGAUAACCGCACAGGAAAUGACCGCGUGGGCUACUUCCCGUCCAACAUGGUGGAAGUCAUCAAGAGGGCAGGUCUGUCCCCCUCCCAACAGUGCCACACGCUUCUACUGCGCAGGCCCAACCCCUGUCCCGUUGGCUCGCUCAACGGACACUCGUACCCCCCCACCAAGGUUCUCCCCCUGCACCUGCCCUCCCCUCCUACCCCUCACUCAAACGCACAAUCCCUCCCUCGCUUCUCCUCGUUCGGGUACGUGCCUUUUCCCAUCUCUCCACCUUCUCUCUCCACUCCUCCUCCGCCUCCUCUUUCUACUCCUCCUCCUCUCUCCACUUCUCAGGAGCAGCAAAGUCAGACAGGUUCGCGGACCACCGAGUUGAGUCCUCAGGGCUCUCCUACUUUGGGCCAGCAGAGCAGCACCAGCGAGGACAUCUGGGUACUCCGCAAACCGCUUGCAGGGGGCGAACGCAGUGGCAGCGUGGGCAGCCUCGGAAGCGCCCGGUCAUCAAGCAGCCUUCAAGGCUCGGGCAACACGCACGUAUUGACCACACCCGCGCCCAGUCCUCAUCCAGCACCGACGCCGGGAGUCAACACGCACGGCCUUAACGCUCCGGGUCUAAAUGCACAAGCGGAGGGCGUUAAGCUCCUGGCAACCGUCCUUUCCCAGUCAGUAAAAGCCAAGGAGCAUCUAUUGGAGCAGUCGCAGUCCAUUGAGCAAUCAGCAGGUUCUUCCACCUCCAUGGCUCACGAGCAGCGGCCGUUCGAGCGCAAGACGGAGGAGGACGAUGGGAGAAAGCAGGCAGUAGUGGCGUGGCUGGGUGAAUUUCAGCUGCAGUUCUACACCACCCACUUCCUCACAGCGGGAUACGAUCUAGACACCGUUAGCCGCAUGACCCCCGAGGACAUGACGGCGAUCGGGGUCAUGAAGCCUGGACAUCGGAAGAAGUUAAUGUCAGAGAUCAGCAAGCUGCCCUCCACCGAUUGGCUACCAGACCGCAAGCCCGCCAAUCUGGCAGACUUCCUUUCUCACUUGGGACUCAGUCAGUACUACCAGGUCCUGGUGCAGAACGGUUACGAAAACAUCGACUUCAUCUCUGACAUCAGUCUGGAGGAUCUUCAAGAGAUUGGUAUUUCCAAACUUGGCCAUCAGAAGAAGCUGAUGUUAGGAGUAAGGAGACUGAAAGAAUUACAGAGAGGAGGAGUUGGUACGGAAGUUCAAGAGAGUACUGCUACACCUCCAUCAAGCCCCAGCGGCAGCGUCUCGGAGCCCCGCGCAGAGGCGAGGAAACAGCGGGAGGGUGGUCCCAGCCCGUUGGCGAAACCACGCCCGAGUGUCUCUCAUUCCCCAAAUACCCCGCACACGCCAGCACAAACCCCGCCACAAACCCCCACGCAUACUCGAAACCAGCAGGCCUCUCCCAGGGCUCGGCCGCGACCUUCCACCCAGCAGGCGACCAAGGCGGAUUCGCCCGUACCGACGCUGCGGCUGCCGAGCGAAGAGGAGGAGCGACGGAGAACUAACAGUCUGAUCGGCCCCGAAACAGACUCGCGUUACGCCACCGUGUGCCGUAGCAGCUCCGAGCGCACCCCAGUCGUCGCCAACGAUGUGACCGUCAACCGCAGCCAGUCGUCGGUCACGCUCCGUCCUCGCCGGAAGGGUCGGCCCCCGACGCCUCCGAAACGGUCCUGUUUGUCCAUCACCGGGGGCGACGGAGAGGGAGAAGCACAAGUGGAGGGGCUCCUCGGACUGCCCACGUUUCGAGAGAGGCGAGCCAGCGACUGCGGCCGCCUGGGGUCAGCUUUAAGGGCUCAGGAGUCAGCGGGCCUGGAGAGAUCAGAGGGGGCUUCUGGGAGCGUACGCAGUCUCGCAGCUAUGCUUGAGACGUCCAUUGUGAGUGGAGCCAAAACCCUACCAAGAAAUCUGGGAAGCAGCGCCAACAACCUGCAGGUCAGCCCUCCCACACUCCGACGCCAGGCCGGCUCAGGCGGUCUCGGAUCGGAGGAUGACGACGUCCUGAAUCGACGCAGGACCGUCAGCGGACCCGAGGAGGCUCCUCGGCAACGUCCAGAACCACGACCCCGAUCUACCGUCGUCUCCUCUGCCACGGAGAUCUCAGAUGGCUCGGCGACACUCCGAAGGAAACCUCGCCCUCCUUCGACUGACCCCGAAGCGCCCGCGACUCCCACGGUCGUCACCAUGACGACCGGCUCUGACACCUUACGUCGGAGGCAGCGCGUAGCCGAGCCAUCGGAAGGCGUUGUCCAGACAAGAAAUAAACAAACAGACUCUUCCAAAAGUCCGGGUGAAGGCAGCCGGCAGCAGAACGGCGGCGUGGUGCUGAGGCGGAGACCUGUAUCGGAGGCAUCUGAGAGGUCAGAGAAGACUCAAGAGAGCUGUGAGUGGAUGGAGGCCAGGAAGAGUCUGAAACCACCGGUCUCACCCAAACCUUCCUCGGUGGCGCUGAGGAAAACGACAGCUGAUCCUCCGACCCCGACACGACGGGUCCCCAUUCCUGGUCCUGAUAGUGCUGACGUGGCACAGAGUCCUGAAUCAAAGCGUGUUCCUCCUCCUGUAUCGCCUAAACCUCGCGGUCCACCAACAGCGCCCAAACCAGCCAAAGCUGCAGUCGCCUCUUCUGCUGUCAGCCCAGCAGCCACUAGUCCCGCGGCUCCAAAGCCCUCCCCGCUGCCCUCUGCCGCCCCUCUUCCCGCUCCCGACACCCCUUCCGGCCCUUCCCUCUCACCGGGACUCCCGCUUACGUCGCCUUCGCCUGCCCAGAGCCCAUCUACGCCGUCUCCUCACCCCGUCAAACCACCGCGCUCAUCCAUCGCCGGCCUCUCCAUCGACCUGGUAGGAUUGCAGGAGGAGGAGGAGAAGAGGAAGGAGAGAGAGCAGAAGAAGCAAGCGGAGGAAGAGGAGAGGACGUCGACAAAGGGGGAAGGAGGCGCAGAAGAAGAAGGGGCGCAGAAUCGUCUGGAGGAGACCAGCGCCUCUUUAGCUGCAGCUUUACAGGCUGUGGAACACAAAAUGCAAGGGGAUGAAGAACAAAAUGACAAGAAGACAACCGUCUCCAUACUGGACGACAUCGGCAGCAUGUUUGACGACUUGGCCGACCAGCUGGACGCCAUGCUUGACUGACACGCCGAGUCCCGACUCCCCCCGUGCGUCCGUUCCCUUUCUCCAGAUAGCGUCGAGAAACACCGCUCCAGAGGCCGCAAAAGUGUUUCACGCGCAAAUAAAGUACACAGCCUGCGAUGCUCCGAGCUGACUGAGAAGCACAAUCAUUCUCAUCUCUACAGACGAGAAGAAAAUACAAGCACAUGGAAGCAGACAGUUGAGGAUGCAUUUUUGCUGCUCGGUGCUCUCCACUGAAGCUCCCGCUGCGUGCGUGACGCGCCGUCUCCGUUCAUGUCGUCGUUGUGGCCGUUUUUGUCGUCCAGUUACGAGUGUGUAUCGUCCUUUACCGAAAUGUCAGUGUCCUUCUUCCAAUCAUUCACGAUGUACUUACUCCUAUGAUGUGUGGCCAGAAAUUCUGGGGCACACCAAAACACUAGAAGUGGGGGGGGGGGGGGGGGCUGAAGUCACUCUACUUUAGUGGAGUUAGACUUAAAUUGCUGAUUUUAGGACUUGCUUGACUAUAACUUCAGGAAUAAUAUACUAUGAACAAGGGCGUAGGUUUGCAUAGGGACAGUAAGGACAUAACACUACCAACUUUUCAGGAUGCUUAAAUUGUCCCCACCAACUUUUAAGUAUUCUUAUUUUUUGCAUUAUAUAAUGAGUUCAGUUAUAUAGGUAAGUUAGAUUGUCUUCCCAUAUGUUGUAUGGAUAGAAUAGACCCUUCCAUUAUUACGUGAAUUAUUUUCAUUUACACACUCACACAGCCCUGACAGAUUCAUGUCGACAACAUGCCGCCUUCUCCGCCCCCUUCGAAGAGGGAUAUUAGAAGUCUUGUUUUGUUUCGGCCAGCAGCAGCCACUGUAAGUAAUGUAAAAAGACGUCAAUGAUGUGGAAGUAGGGGAAACACCAAUAGUUUUGGCACUGAAAGUCUGACCUGCAUCAGAGUUAGCAUAACAUUAAACUGUGAACUUGCUAACCUGCAAAACUACUGCGGUCAGGCCAGCCUCCACAAGGAACAGCUAAGUCAAGCUAGCCGUCCCUUAUUUGGAUCAUUGUUUGCAUUAUGUGCAUCGCGCUAAUGUAACGCGGUGGCUUCAGAGUGCAAGUCCCAAAAACAAACAAAACAAAACGGGAGCUAUCCAAGAAUGGGUCCACCUCCGUCGGACACUGACAUGAACAUGAACUGACAUAAAAAAAAAAAAAUAUGUGAAAUGGAAUCACACGUCAGAAUUUCAAUUUGGUUCAAGUCUAGUAUGCAUAAGAUGUACAGUAGAUCAGUCCUUGGAUAGCUCAGAUUUUUUUCCAUUAUUUUUUCCCGGAUCACUUUUAUAUAUGGCGGAAAACACAGACAAGGCUUAAAAAGCAGUUUCUGCUCUUGCACCCCUCUUUAAAAUAAACUGCUGUAUUUUAAGCCGAAGGUUGUGUUUUAUUGAACAAUGGCUAUAUGCUGCCAUUGCAGAUUCAUGGCGCAUUAAGCCGCCGAACUAUUUAUAAUAUGCCCGUUUUACCCUGGAAACCCCAGUUUACAGACAUCGCGCAACCGCUUUUGUUUCAACCUAGCCAUUAAAAAAGAAGGUAAGUAAACGUAUUUAUUAUUCGAAAUGUCUGUCAUUUUUAGCUUAGAAUCAUGAAAUGAUGUCUAAUAUUUAGUUAAAAAAAAAAACGACUUUAAAAAAUUAUUCACUUGCAUAUUUUAAACUUUUAAACAAAUUCCGUCACAGUGAAAAAAUUGGCGUCUGUAAAAAAAAACAUGGCUAUCUACCUCAUAACUAUCGCUUCGUUGUAUUUUUUUCAAUACUGUCACAUUUCCCCCAAUAUUUUAGAUGAUAAAUCAUCGAUCCAACAAAGAAGAAUUUACAAAAAAACAUUUAAAAUGGUAAAUAAUGUAUAUGAAAAUGAAGAUCUCAAUUACUCCUUGAUGUCUGCGAUUUCUGCAUCGCGACCCUUGUUAUAUUACCAUGUUUCACCCAUAAAAUCCCCAAAAAAUCCAGCUGUGGCCAUUCACAGCUGUGUCUUGACACUGGGUGAUACAUGCUACAUGGAGUUUUUGGAUCGAAAAGAGGGAAGUACGCAACAACAUCUUGUUAAAAUCAUGGCGUCUUUAUUUAUGCUCUCGCGUGCUCUUUUUCAUUGUGACAUAAUUUGUUUAAAAGUUUACUAUGUGAGUAAAUAAUUCUAUAAAGUAAAUUUUUAAACUAAAAAUUAGACAUCAAUUAAUGAUUCGAAGCUAAAAAUGGUAGCUAUUUUGAAUAAUAAAUAUAACUAUUUACUAGGGUUGUUCCCAUCAUGUUUUUUUUGCUCCCGAUCCGAUCCCGAUCGUUUUAGUUUGAGUAUCUGCCGAUCCCGAUAUUUCCCGAUCCGAUUGCUUUUUUUUUUUGCUCCCGAUUCAAUUCCAAUCAUUCCCGAUAAUUUUUCCCGAUCAUAUACAUUUUGGCAAUGCAUUAAGAAAAAAAUGGAUAAAACUCGGACGAAUAUAUACAUUCAACAUAUAGUACAUAAGUACUGUAUUUGUUUAUUAUGACAAUAAAUCCUCAAGAUAGCAUUUACAUUAUUAACAUUCUUUCUGUGAGAGGGAUCCACGGAUAGAAAGACUUGUAAUUCUUAAAGGAUAAAUGUGACUUUGUAUAUUGUGACUAAAUAUUGCCAUCUAGUGUGUUUGUUGAGCUUUCAGUAAAUGAUACUGUAGCCAUUUAACUGUUCUGCCCAAAUGCAUGAUGGGAAGUGCAACCCCGACUGUGCGUAGUGGCACCAAUUGAUAUAUCUUCUCUGCGUUGGGAAGUAACAUAGGGUGUUAAUGAAAAGACCAACUACUACCGUUCUUCUCCACAUUGCUUCCCACGAUAUUUCUAAUUGUUGAGAGAGGGAUUUUAAGGCUUUAGCCAAUUAAAUAGAGGCUCCAAAGACUGCCAAAAUUCUCUCUACUCAUUUUAAGCUGCCUGUUAGCUCUAUACAUAGGUAAAACGGCGUCAUUAUAGAUUGAACGCAACAACGCGUGAGUGGGUUGUGCAGCGCAUGCGUUAAUUGCAUUAAAUAUUUUAACGUGAUUAAUUUUUCAAAAAUUCAUUACCGCCGUUUACGCGAUAAAUUUGAUAGCCCUACUUUAUGCCAAAACUAAAGACUCUAGAUGAAUGUAAGACAUUUUGUCUGUAACGUUAAAUACAAUUAAAAAACGAUUUAAUUAAAAAAUAUAUAUGUUGAAAAAAAGGCAUGUCCGAUAUUUUUUUGCCGAUUCCGAUACUUUGAAAAUGACGUGAUCAGACAUCUUUACUUCUAACCUUCUUUUUAUGGCUGGGUUGAAACAAAAGCGGUUGCGCGGU